Molecule: messenger RNA, 975 nt
Organism: Verruconis gallopava
Lineage: Eukaryota; Fungi; Ascomycota; Dothideomycetes; Venturiales; Sympoventuriaceae
Exons: 3
Coding region: 259-543 (94 amino acids)
Biological process (GO): protein sumoylation
Cellular component (GO): septin ring; nucleus
Molecular function (GO): protein tag activity; ubiquitin-like protein ligase binding
Source: RefSeq, a predicted model, not a curated record
GACUCCGCACAAGAGUUGCAUUUUUACAUCGCUGACAUAAUUUCUCGGCCACACGCCCCCGGAGCAAGGACAGUCGACCGUAGACAAUGCGCACGGUACUGGACCGCCCCGCCAAUAGUGCGGAUUGUUCGAGGUACAAAUGGGCGGAUAAAUUUGCUUUUGCUCCACUAACAAUAAGGCGUGUUACAACCUUUCUAUAUCUACCCUCACCGGCGAGAGGACGUAUCUUAACUCCCAGCCCGCACAAGAACAACAAUCAUGUCGGACAACGGCUCACCGAAUGGUGCCCCACGCACCGAAGAUUUGGAGCAUCUCAACAUUAAGGUCACGGACAGCAACAAUGAGAUAUUUUUCAAGAUUAAGCGCACAACUCAGCUGAAAAAGCUCAUGGACGCUUUCUGCGAACGCUCCGGGAAGAGCCCUCAGAGUGUGCGAUUCUUGUUCGAUGGCAGUAGAGUUAGCGGCACCGACACUCCCGACACGCUCGAUAUGCAAGACGGUGACACCCUUGAAGUGCAUCAGGAGCAGGUUGGCGGAUGCUAAAUCGCGGUCACGACCCUUGACAAAGGUGUCGCAAUCUAGCCACCGAAACGCUACAUUAAAGAAUAUGACUUGAUAAUCGAUGUGGCUGGGGAAAACAUAGUCGGAUCACCGUAGAUGAAGGCAUUGAUAUAGGAGUUCCCUGUUCCAGAUAUCCAGGUUCUCCUCAAGGAUUUUCCGGCGCAUGGUGUUCACGCGGGUCUCUCAAUUAUGGGAUGCUAUUAUAAGAAGCCUGAUUUCUAAGGCAUGACGAGAUGUAUCAAACGACAUCUGCGCGCUGGCUUUCAAGAGGAGGUUGAAAUUAGUAUAAGUCUUUUCAUAUAUGAUAGAUGACUUUAUGAAUAUACCAAGUUUCAGGCAUUGCAACUCAUAACUAGUCUAUUAUAAUUCAAGUAAAGUUUGGCUUUAAUUAAUAUAAAGGUCUAAAUAUUAAAA